This is a messenger RNA of Solanum dulcamara, 950 nucleotides long. Its product is annotated as auxin-induced protein 22D-like. The record is from RefSeq and is a predicted model, not a curated record. Gene Ontology annotation, molecular function: protein binding. Gene Ontology annotation, cellular component: nucleus. Bases 259 to 834 code for a protein of 191 amino acids. The transcript is spliced from 3 exons. Gene Ontology annotation, biological process: regulation of DNA-templated transcription. NCBI's taxonomy places the organism in Eukaryota, Viridiplantae, Streptophyta, Magnoliopsida, Solanales, Solanaceae.
CUAGAUAUUAUGUCACCCUAAUUAUUAAUCAUUUUUAUAUUAUAUAAUGCUACACUUAUCUUCCUCUUCUCAUUCAUCAUUCACAACUUUGCUAGCUAACAAAUUCUUCACCGGAAAAAGUCGCCGUCGCCGGACAUACACCGGAGAAAAAAAAGGUCAUCAACAACAUAUUACUCAUCAAAUUGUUCUAACAAGUUCUUGAAGAUAUACAUAUAUAUAUAUAUAGUUAUAUAGUUAUAUAUAUCAAGAAUAUUGAAAAUGGCAACAAUCUACGAGAAUAAUAAUAAUCUUGCAACUGAGCUGAGAUUAGGGUUACCUGGUACAACAGAUAAAUCGAAGACGCAAUUAUCUUCGACUUGUACUAAUAAAAGAUCUUUAUCAGAGAUGGAUGACUCCUCAUCAUAUAUAAAUCAUCAUGAUCAACAAGACUCCUCCCCUGCACCAAAAGUACAAAUUGUUGGUUGGCCACCAGUUAGAUCUUACAGGAAGAAUGUUGUUGUCCAAGCCAAGAAUUCUGUUUUUGAUGUUUCCUUAGGGAUGUACGUGAAAGUUAGUAUGGAUGGAGCACCUUACCUAAGGAAAAUUGACCUUAGGGUUUACAAAAAUUAUGAAGAACUACUCAAAGCUUUGGAGAACAUGUUCAAACAUCCCAUUGGUGUAUACUUGGAAAAAGAAGGCUACAAUACCAGUGGAUCUGAUUAUGUAUUAACAUAUGAAGACAAGGAUGGUGAUUGGAUGCUUGUUGGAGAUGUACCAUUGGAUAUGUUUAUUAAUUCUUGUAAAAGGCUUAGAAUCAUGAAAGGGUCUGAAGCUAAAGGUUUGGGAUGCCUAUAGGGAUCUCAUAAAUUUAAGAUGGAUUUCAUGAGUUCAACUUUGUUUUCGAUUCGAUUUAUGUAUAUAUACACAAAUAAUAAAAUUAAAAUAUACAUAUGAUGAGAUUGUAUUCGUUC